AACGAAUUCUUCACGCACGACUUCCGGGUGACCAGAUGCGAAAAUGGCUAGCGAGCCCCUUGCACCAAUAAAAAGAGAGAGAGCAGAGUCUGGAGGGGAUAUGCUUGCAUCUCUAACGAAGGAGGCACAACAUUUGAAAAGCAAGCUCGAAGAAGAGAAGAGAAAGUUAUAUGAUGCUGACCUUGAAAGUGUCUCGUUGACAAUGCCAAGUCUCCAGCCUCUGCAACUAAAGGCGAGAAGGACGUUAAAAGGACACCAAACAAAAGUCUUGGCGUUAGACUGGGCGAGUGACGGGCAGCAUCUUGUCAGCAGUUCUCAGGAUGGCAAAAUCAUAAUCUGGGACGCAUACACUACAAACAAGGAAGACAUGAUUGUGACAAAUAGUAGCUGGGUGAUGGCCUUGGCGUAUUCUCCAUCGCAGAAGUUCACUGCAUGCGGGGGGCUCGACAAUCGCUGCACCAUUUACAAUGUUAGUCUCAUUGAAAAUGAAAAUAGUGAGCCAAAACAUGUUGCCACGCAUGCAAGUCAUGUUACGUGCUGCUCCUUCACAAAGUCAGAUCAUCAGAUUUUGACAGGAAGCGGUGAUACGACAUGUGCUCUUUGGGAUGUUGAAUCAGCAACGAUGAUAAGAGCUUUUAAAGGCCACACAGCGGACGUAUUGAGCCUUCACUUUUCAUCAAAGAUUGGUGGUGCCAUCUUCGUUUCCGCUGGCUGUGAUGAAACUGUCCGUGUGUGGGACAUUCGAACCGGACAAUGCGUUCAAAGUUUCGAGGGACACCAAGCAGAUAUAAAUUGUGUCAGGUUUUUUCCCAGCGGAGAGGGAGUGGCUUCUGCUUCAGACGACUCAACGUGCCGUUUAUACGACCUAAGAGCUGAUAGAGAAAUGGCUGUUUAUGCGAAGGACAGUAUUCUUUUUGGUGCCACAUCAAUUGACUUUUCUGCAAGUGGAAGAUUGAUGUUUGCUGGCUACAAUGAUUAUCUUGUUCGCGUUUGGGACACCCUCAAGAUCUCCGAAGCUUCUAUUCUGUACGGUCAUGAAAAUCGUGUGAGCACACUUCAAGUAUCGCCAGAUGGAACAGCCAUAGCAACAGGAAGUUGGGACAAUAACAUUAAGGUUUGGGCGUGAGGAAUUGCAUUUCAUUGGAAGAUUUUCAGGAUCCAGCAGCAGUCACCAUGUUUUAUACACGAAAUAUCAUUUCGAGCUGAGUUCUUUUAUAUUGACGAUUUGAUAAUUGUAUGACAGUAAAAAUUGUAACAUCAUAUGAGUUUUGAGUUUUAUUAGGACUUUUCUAAAGAACUACAUUACAUAUAAAUAAAUGAUUAUUUAUACUUGUAAAUAUUUAUAAAAAAAGAUAUAUAUAAAUGUGCGUAUUUUUGAGGGAUUGUUAUAAUGUUAGGAAACUGUUAAUAAUUGUUUGUGUUAUUA
Molecule: messenger RNA, 1426 nt
Organism: Rhopilema esculentum
Lineage: Eukaryota; Metazoa; Cnidaria; Scyphozoa; Rhizostomeae; Rhizostomatidae
Product: guanine nucleotide-binding protein subunit beta-5a
Biological process (GO): signal transduction
Molecular function (GO): protein binding
Source: RefSeq, a predicted model, not a curated record